This is a messenger RNA of Cavia porcellus (domestic guinea pig), 2043 nucleotides long. RefSeq names its product regulator of microtubule dynamics 3 (gene Rmdn3). The transcript has 12 exons. Gene Ontology annotation, molecular function: microtubule binding. Lineage: Eukaryota; Metazoa; Chordata; Mammalia; Rodentia; Caviidae. Gene Ontology annotation, cellular component: mitotic spindle pole; cytoplasm; mitochondrion. The coding region runs from base 2 to 1393 and encodes 463 amino acids. The record is from RefSeq and is a predicted model, not a curated record.
CAUGUCUAGACUGGGCGCCCGCGCUGGCCUGGGGCUGCUGCUUGGCACCGCCGCCGGCCUUGGGUUCCUGUGUGUCCUUUACAGCCAGCGAUGGAAACGGACCCAGCGCCGUGGCCGCAGUCAGAGCCUGCCUAGUUUCUUGGACUACGAGCAAACGUCAGAGGCCGGAUGCCAGGUGAUACCGUUUCGGGCCAUCCCAGGUGAGGCUGGAGAUGCGGCAGUGCUGCCCAGCCUCUCACAGGCAGGGCAGGAGAAGGUGCUGGACCGCCUGGACUUCGUGUCCAGCAGUCUUGUGGCCCUGCGGCGAGAGGUGGAGGAACUGAGGAACAGCCUGCAGGGACUUGCUGGGGAGAUUGUUGGAGAGGUGCGAUCCCACUUGGAAGAGAGCCAGCGGGUGGCUCGGCGGCGAAGGUUCCCGCUUGCCCGGGAGAGGAGUGACUCCACCGGCUCCAGCUCCGUCUACUUCACUGCCUCGUCGGGAGCCGCGUUUACAGACGCUGAGAGUGAAGGCGGUUACACGACAGCCAAUGCUGAGUCUGACUAUGAGCGGGACUCUGACAAGGAGAGUGAGGAUGGGGAAGAUGAAGUGAGCUGUGAGACUGUGAAGAUGGGGAGAAAGGACUCUCUGGACCUGGAGGUGGAGGUAGCUUUGGACCCAGCGUCUGGUGCCCUGGAGGAUGCAGGUGACGAGGAGUUGGCCCUCCUGCGCCAGGCUGAUGAGCUACACCAGGGCGGUGACCAGAGCAAGCGGGAGGGCUUUCAGCUGCUCCUCAACAACAAGCUGGCGUAUGGAAGCCGGCAGGACUUUCUUUGGCGCCUGGCCCGGGCCUACAGUGACAUGUUUGAGCUCACCGAGGAGACGAGCGAGAAGAAGUCGUAUGCACUAAACGGAAAAGAAGAAGCAGAGGCUGCUCUGGAGAAGGGGGAUGAGAGUGCCGAAUCUCACCAGUGGUAUGCAGUGCUUUGUGGUCAAGUGGCUGAGAAUGAGGGCAUCCAGAAGCGCAUCCAGAUUGGCUUUAGCUUCAAGGAACAUGUGGACAAAGCCAUUGCUCUUCAGCCAGAAAACCCUAAGGCUCACUUUCUUCUUGGCAGGUGGUGCUACCAGGUCUCUCACCUGGGCUGGCUAGAAGGAAAAACAGCUACAGCUUUGUUCAAAAGCAUUCCCAGUGCUACUGUGCAGGAUGCUCUCCAAAGCUUCCUAAAGGCUGAAGAAUUACAGCCAGGAUUUUCCAAAGCAGGAAGGGUGUACAUUUCCAAGUGCUAUAGAGAAUUAGGAAAAAACUCUGAAGCUAGAAGGUGGAUGAAAUUGGCCCUGGAGCUGCCAGAUGUCACUAAUGAGGAUUCAGCUUUCCAGAAGGAGUUGGAAGAAUUGAAAGUAGUUUUAGGGGAAUAAUGACAUUUCAAUGGCCUUCAAGACUUGAGGGAUACCACUUAGACCCUGCUUUGAUUAGGAAACAAGAGUUGCCCUGACUACCCACUACCAUUCCUCAACAUCUUAUGUAUUAUCCUUAAUUUAUUCUCAUCUGUCACCUAAUCUAAAUUUGGGAAGUACUUGUAGCUGGGGUUUCCACUGUUCUUCCCCUUAAGGAGAUUACUGGAAAACCAAGACUUAGUCGGGCACUUUAGGGUUUGCUUUAGGGUUAUGUACAUGUAGCCUUGAAGGCUGCUGAGAGGACAAGGCCAUGGUACUGCCCUCCAGCUGCUGAUGAGGUGGACUGAAAUCCAAAGAGCCACAGAAACAAGGCACAGAACCUGUCAUUCUAAUGUUUUUCACUCAUUAAUAUUUGACAUACAUCUAGCCCUAAGAUCACACCCUGCCUAGUAGGACACAGAGAGGUCAGAGGAGCCCAUUUAUUACCUGUUUGGAUUCUACCUGUACGCCUGGGGUAAGCAAGGGGCUGGACCACUUGACUCCAGUAUUCUGGCAGUUUUUGGAAUGACAGCAGUGGCACAGUUUAUGAUACUGUGAAACAGUGGUCUGAAGAGUUGCCUGGAAUAUAUUUUGGUACAUGACUGAAAUAAAAUGGAUUUAAUUAGAAACAA